Diaporthe citri is the source of this 567-nucleotide messenger RNA. RefSeq lists its product as uncharacterized. Gene Ontology annotation, molecular function: holo-[acyl-carrier-protein] synthase activity; magnesium ion binding. The record is from RefSeq and is a predicted model, not a curated record. The transcript is spliced from 2 exons. Bases 1 to 567 code for a protein of 188 amino acids. Lineage: Eukaryota; Fungi; Ascomycota; Sordariomycetes; Diaporthales; Diaporthaceae.
AUGUCAGGACAGAGGAUCCUGAGAAGGUUCCCCUUUGCCCUGAACCUCGGCACCGACAUAUGUAAUGUGAAUCGGAUCCGCGGAAUCUUGGAAUCCUCCAGAGGUGUGCGCUUUGUCCAGAGGAUUCUCAAUGAGGAUGAGAGAGGACAUCCGAAGAUACAAUGCAUCCUCAACAACGGGACCCCUCUGAGCAUUAACCAGUCAGCCAAGAGUCCUGCUCCGAUGAUAAAUCACCACGCCGAAGUUGCGGCGGCCUAUGAAAAGAAGCCCAGUCCGUCGAAGCCCGCACCAAAUCUCGACAAAAUGCAACUCGCCGCCACGUUCAUGGCUGGAAGGUUUGCCGCAAAGGAGGCUGUCAUCAAAGCCCACCCGCAAAAGAAUCUGACCUGGCAUGGUAUCACCAUAUCACACCAGGCCUCGACACACGCAGACAGGAAGGGCGCCCCAGCGGCUAUUAUCAAGGGCACUGAUGAGGACUAUGAGGCCCUCAUCAGCAUUAGCCAUGAUGGGGACUACGCAACCGCCGUAUGCCUCGGUGCCCAACACGCGAGCCAGGCGGAGGACUGA